ACCGUCCCCACGUCACUACCGGUAUUGGCUUUCCAUCCAUGUGCCCGAGCAUGUACCUAUAGCUACCGCUGCACCAUCUAUGCGUACAACAACGCCACGACCACCAACUCCAGAAUGGCGCUCUCAGCAUCUUUUGAUGUAAUCGGGACCUGUUUCGAUUUUGAAGUCCCAAUCCGAGCGAUUCAUGAGCGUCUAGGCCCCAAACUCUCCACAGCGAAGAGCGAUCCCAAAACGCUCUUCUUCGCCUGGUUCUAUGCCGCUCAGCGGGACUUCACUUAUGUCUCGCUCGCAGGGAGCUACAAACCUAUCGCCGAAGUACUGAAGCUGACGUUUAAGCGCGCCUGCUUAAUUGUUGAUCUUCCCGCCGACGCGGUCAGCGACGAUGAUGUCGCUGUUGUCACGAAAGCGUUCAAGAGCAUGAAGCCGCGUGGGGGGUUGAAGGAGUGUUUUGAUGGUCUCAGGGAGGCGGGGUGGGAUGUGUAUGCUGUUACGAAUGGGGGUGUGGAGACGUCGUUGGCCUAUUACCACAACGCAAACAUUGAGCUGGACGAAGCGCAUCUGCUGUCUUGCGACGAUUUAAAGAUUGCGAAGCCGGAUACCAAAGUCUACGAGCGCGCGCAAGAUCAUCUGACGAAGCAGGGAUUGGGCGAGAAGGGGGAUGGGAAGAGGUGGUUCGUCGCUGCGCAUGCGUGGGAUCUGAUUGCGGCAAGGGCGGCUGGUUUCAAGACGGCAUAUCUGGAUUUCGAGGAGCAUGAUCCGGUCACAGAGGUCUUUGGAGAGUUUGACCUGUAUGCGAGCAGCAUGAAAGAACUGUUGCACAAGUUGAAGGAGGCAAAGUAAGGCAGCAGGGUAAGAAGGAAACUAUUGCUAAUCUUGCAGCUGGUCAUGUGCCUCUCUUUCAUAUCAAUUUGAUAGCUCGCGAAAUAACGUCAAGAGAGUCCUUCUCUGUUCAAACUGAACGACAUUUCCUCACGGCGUCUGAACAAAACGUAGUUCUGUCAACGGACAGAGCCCUUAGGGUGCGAAUUGUACCUUGCAUUGCCAG
Didymella exigua CBS 183.55 is the source of this 1045-nucleotide messenger RNA. RefSeq names its product HAD-like protein. Bases 115 to 840 code for a protein of 241 amino acids. The record is from RefSeq and is a predicted model, not a curated record. Lineage: Eukaryota; Fungi; Ascomycota; Dothideomycetes; Pleosporales; Didymellaceae. The transcript has a single exon.